UGGCGGAUUCAAUCUUCUUCUCUCUCACCAAAAUUUCCAACCAUAAAAGCUCUCGCACAAACCCAAACACUUCCUAGUUCUUGAAGCAACAAAAGCCAUCAUGCCAAGUGAGAAACCCCAGCCAAAAAGAAACCCACUUGAUCUAUCCUAUCAUUGUAAUAAAAUCCAACAAGAAAAGCAGCCAUAAUUUGCACUUCCUUUUCCUCCAUUCCUACCCUUCCAUCCCAACUCAAACCAAGCAAAAUAAUAAGAACAAAGAAAGAAAUCAUGGAGAUUGAAUCAGUCAAGUGCGAGUGUUGUGGCCUCAAAGAAGAUUGCACCCAAGACUACAUAACCCAAGUCAAGGCCAAAUUUGAUGGAAAAUGGCUUUGUGGGUUGUGCUCAGAAGCUGUAAGAGAUGAAGUUAGCAGAGGAAAAAAGCCAUUUGGAAUGGAAGAAGCUGUGAAAGCUCACAUGUCAUUCUGUGGUAAAUCGAAAUCUAACCCAGCUGUUCGAGUUGCUGAUGGGAUGAGGCAGAUGCUAAGGAGAAGGUCAGGGGAUUUAUCAUCUUCUCCAUCUUCUGGUAAGAAGUAUUCAAGAUCAGCAACUACUACUUCACAAGUACUUACCGAUGCAUCUUCUUUUUCAAUGUACUAAUUUCGAAUGAAAGGCGGGGGCUGUCUUAGAAUAAUAUUGAUAAGCAUAUAGAUAUAGAUAGCCUUUCAUGGAAAACUCUCAACUUGUCUUGUACAGUGGAUAUUAUUUCAAAUGGAGGCUGCUUCUUGGUU
Juglans regia (Persian walnut) is the source of this 767-nucleotide messenger RNA. RefSeq lists its product as uncharacterized. The coding region runs from base 268 to 636 and encodes 122 amino acids. NCBI's taxonomy places the organism in Eukaryota, Viridiplantae, Streptophyta, Magnoliopsida, Fagales, Juglandaceae. The transcript has a single exon. The record is from RefSeq and is a predicted model, not a curated record.